AUGGCACAGGUACCACAGCAAGCCCGUGCCUUGUGCUCCGAGUUCCAGGGCAUCCUCCAGCUCAGCCACUGCACUGAGCACAAGGACUCUCUGUGGGGCCCAGGAGCAGGAAGUCACCCCUUUGGGGCCAACACCCGGCUGUCCCCACACUUGUGUCCAGGGAAGAUAGUGUUGAGGGCCCUCAAGGAGAGCGGGGCAGGGAUGCCUGAGCAGGACAAGGACCCUAGAGUCCAAGAGAGUCCUGAUUAUCAGAGAAGAGUCCCCGAGGUCACCGGGGAUGCACGGUCUGAAUUUAGGCCCCUGCGGGACAAUGGAGGCCUCUCUCCCAUUGUGCCCAGGCCUGGGCCCGUGCAGAGAGACCUCCAUGCCCAGAGGUCAGAAGUCACAUAUCACGAGAGAUCCCAGACCUCCUGGACGAGCUCGUGCACCAAACGCAAUGCCAUCUCGAGCUCCUACAGCUCCAUGGGAGGCUUCCCGUGGCUAAAGCGGAGGAGGGGGUCAGCCUCAUCCCACUGCCAGCUGACCAUCAGGUCCUCAAAGACAGCGAGAGAGGACAGGCCUCAGGCUGUCUCUUCGGGUCACACCCGGUAUGAAAAGGCAGCAGAUAUAGCACCAGGGCAGACACUCGCUCCCAGGAAUGGCUCCCCCAGAUCCCAGGCGUCUAGGCCCCGUAGACGCAAGUUUCCCCUGCAGCCACGCAGGCGAGGGGAGCCCCUGAUGCUGCCGCCUCCCUUAGAGCUGGGGUUCCGGGUCACUGCUGAAGACCUGGACCGGGAGAAGGAGGCUGCGUUCGAGCGCAUCAACAGUGUACUGCGGGGCGAGCCCAAGGCCAUCUGGGACUGCAGACCCUCAUGGCCUGCCAACGCUUUGUCCUCACUUGCAACAGGGGCUUCUGGUCUGCCUGCUGUCUCUAAAGCACCCGGUAUGGAUGCACAGCAGGAGAGACACAAGUCCCAAGACUGCCUGGGCCCAGUGGCCCCCCUAACAUCUGCUGCAGAGGUCCCCUCCACAGCUCCUGUGUCUGGGAGGAAGCGCAGACCAUCAGGCUCCCUGUUCUCCUCCUCAGAUCCCCUUCCUGCCACCUCUUCCCACUCCCGGGACUCAGCCCAGGUCACCUCGCUGAUUCCUGUCCCCUUCCUAGCUGCAAGCAUGGAUGUGGGCAUGAGAAGCCCAAGGCCUGGCACUUCUGGAGCCAGUUCUAGCCCUCCAGCCACACCCAUGGAAAUCGACAGUACAGAGGUGGGCCCAGGUCUGCAUUCUGGAGCCAGUUCUAGCCCUCCAGCCACACCCAUGGAAAUUGACAGUACAGAGGUGGGCCAGGUCUGCAUUCCGUCAGAAGAAACCCUUUAA
Nomascus leucogenys (northern white-cheeked gibbon) is the source of this 1350-nucleotide messenger RNA. Its product is annotated as putative POM121-like protein 1. The record is from RefSeq and is a predicted model, not a curated record. NCBI's taxonomy places the organism in Eukaryota, Metazoa, Chordata, Mammalia, Primates, Hylobatidae.